Marasmius oreades (fairy-ring Marasmius) is the source of this 1204-nucleotide messenger RNA. RefSeq lists its product as uncharacterized. NCBI's taxonomy places the organism in Eukaryota, Fungi, Basidiomycota, Agaricomycetes, Agaricales, Marasmiaceae. The transcript is spliced from 4 exons. Gene Ontology annotation, cellular component: kinetochore. Gene Ontology annotation, biological process: attachment of mitotic spindle microtubules to kinetochore; protein localization to kinetochore; kinetochore assembly. The coding region runs from base 38 to 1087 and encodes 349 amino acids. The record is from RefSeq and is a predicted model, not a curated record.
GAAAUCCAACCUUUGCCUAACCUUUGACCACCGCAAAAUGGACCAAGAGAAGGAUCACUGCAACACCGCAGAGACAGUACGCAACUCAUUCGAAUCCUCUAAUCUCUACAUUAGUCAUUAUGCCUCUUCUUUUAACUCGCAUAAACUCGACCAAGAAGAUGUGGACAUUGACGAAGUAGAUCGCAAAGACCCCGCAAUCAUCGCUAUGGAGGUCGAUUCGCAACUGACAUAUCUCAGAAGGCUCAAGUUCCAGUUCGUGGAACAAAAUGCCAAAGACAAAUAUGUCAAGUCCAUCGUCAGCGACAUUGACCAUGCGCCGUUGGUCACAGACGAGGACAACAAACAAGUUAAAUUGCGUAAUGAUGAGCGAAAGGCGGCAUUAACACAGGCCAAAAGUCGACUAGGAGAGGUGCAGAACGACGUGAAAACCUUGGCGCCGUUGGUAGAGGAAGAUUAUUUGAAGGUCAAAAAGGCUACCGAGAAAGCUGCAGAGUUACGCCAGAAGAUUAUUGACGCGAGAUUGGCCCUUUCCCGUCUGCGCCAAAUGCAUCUACACCCACGAUUGACAAUCAAAACGGCUGAUCAGAAACUCGCGGAUCAGGUAGUUGAAAUGCAGGAAAUUACGGACGAGAUUGAAACUGUCUCGCAGAAAGUUCAGGAAGUCAAAGAGCGGUUGAAGGGAGGUGCCCUUGAGAUGGAGAACUUGCGGGUGAAACGGGCAGAGGCAGAGAAGACCAUGAAGAUGGCCACAGUAGACGAGGAUGAUAGCAUAUUAGUGCCAUUGUGCGACUGGUUCACGGCAUCACUUGCACUUCACCGUUCCAUGCAAAAUCUCGAGGACAUGGAAAUUAUUUCUCAGAAUGAGAUUCGACUUCAAUAUCGCGUAGACAAUCCUCGGACUCGAGAAGCCCUUGUCACAAUUACCCUGAUCUUUGUUCCAGACUCACGCCAACUUGCAUCUGCUGACGUAGCAGGUCUAGAUGAGCUGGGUGUAGACCCCGGAGACGUUAUAGAUGCCCACAUCCAAACGAACAAUGUUCAAGGCCUGAUAUCCGCGGUUCUAUCAAGAGCAAGAGGAGGUGUAUAGCGAUGUCUCCGUCUCUUGUUUAGUUUCUUUCUUGCCUUCAACAUGAUAUCGAACUAGCUGAGUUCGCAUGUCUCGUAUAUGAUACUGGAGUACCAAUUCACAUAUGGACUAAGCCCC